CACCGAGAUCGGGGCCAAGAGCUGGCUGGGAGGCAAGGGCUGGUCACUCUCACUGUCGCGUCCUUUUCAUUUCACCAUCUUACCAUCCGCGCUCGUGUCCCUGUUACCACCACCCACGUCUCCCGCUCCCUUUGUCCCAUCCCCCUCGUUGGUCCCCUUAGAGAGCGUGCGGCUCGCCGCUACUCGUUUGCUUAGUCUCCCUCACCUUACCACACUGCGAUAGCUCUCGCUCCAACACACUCAUUAAUUGCUCCAUCUCCGCCCCCAGCUUCCCACACGCGGCUCGCGCUCGCCGUCAUCCAAUCAUGCGCUCAUCAACAUCAUCACCAUGGCGGCGGAUAGCAGCGACCGUCGCCUUCUUGGCGGCAUCAUCACCACACUGCUUUCUGUCAGCCGUCGCAGCUCUCAGCGUAUCACGACCACUCGCCGACCAAUACCCGCAGAUAGCCCACGCAGGUCAGGCCUACUCGUGGACCUUCUCCCCUACCACCUUCACCGGCGAAGACAACAUCGAAUACUCAGCCAAGGGGCUCCCAUCAUGGGCCAAGUUCGACGAGGCAUCUCGCACCUUCACCGGCACACCACCACAGGGCAACCAGGACAAAAGCACCGUCACCAUCACCGCAGCCUCGUCUGGCUCUCCUUCGUCAUCCUCGUCCUUCGACCUCAUCGUCGUCAACGAACAGAGCCCUAUUUUGCGUACCUCGCUGGCCGAUCAGCUCCCCAUGGCAUCCUCCUUGGGUCGCUCACAGAUCCUGCCAGGCAACAAGCUUCACAUUCCGUGGGGCUGGUCCUUCUCAGUUGGAUGGCAGGGCGAUACCUUCUACCUGCCCAGCGGCGACGCUGUGUACACGCAUGCGACGAUCAAUCACGACCAGCCGCUGCCCAGCUGGCUCAAGUACAGCCCGCAGACGUACGCCAUGUGGGGUAUUGCGCCUAAUGUGCCUGGUGCAGAGGGCACCGAGUUCGUCUUUGUGCUCACGGGGUCGAACCUACAGGGCAAAUUUGGUGGGACGAGCACCAACAUCAGCAUCGUCUUGGGCACGGGCAACCUCGCAGAGGCGACGUCUUCAUCUGCGGCUGGAUCAGCGACAGCUCUGCCCGCACUCAAUGCUACGGCGGGCCAAGAAGUCAGCUACACCAUCCCGCUCUCUGCAUUCCUCGUCGAUGGCCAUCCUGCCAGCGCCAACUCGAUCAAUGUCACGGCAGACACGUCGUCCCUCCCUUGGCUCAGCUACGACGCUCCCACACGUACGCUGAAGGGAACUCCGCCCACCAACAGCGACGCAACAGCCUCCAACACUUCUCUGCCGCUCACUGUCACCAACUCGUUGGGCAAGUCCCUCAACGCCAAGCUGCCAGUCAACCUCUUCCCGCCAACCUUCUCCGCUGCCACACUUCCCAACGUUAUGGUCAUGCCGGGGCAAGACUUCAGCGUCUCCCUCGCCGAGUACGUGCGGGACAGCGCGCAGCAUACCAUCAGCCUGGCUCUGGACCCCGAGUCGGCGAGCCAGUGGGUCCACUUCGAUGCUUCGAGCCUUGUCCUGUCUGGUACGGCGCCGCAGAUGGGCUCGGAUGAGAAGGUCAAGGUGACGCUACAGAGCGCAGCUUCUUCAGCAGCAGCCGCAGCGUCAUCCUCCUCCUCCAACAAUCCGCAGCGUCGCGCCGACGCGAGCGACAGUCCCUCAAACUCGGCAUCCUUCUACAUCGCGCCUCAGGGCUCCAAUCCUGGCCGCGCACCUGCCCCAAGCGAUGGCAAUGACGACGGCUCCUCAUCUGGCAACGGUCUCUCGCAACGCACCAAGAUCGGUCUCGCGGCAGGCUUGGGCUCAGUAGGCGCUAUCAUCAUCCUGAUCCUUCUCCUCAUCUUUGCACGACGAUGCUGCGCAGUCGAAGAGCACGACAGACACGGCAAUGUCAUCGUGCCGGGCAAGUCUCCUGCCUUCUCCGAGCGCACGCUCACCAACAAUGAUGCGUCGCCCAUGUGGGGGCAGGAGGCGGACAAGAAGGAGAAGCACCUCGAGAAGACGACGCCCCAAAUGGUGCAGGCCAACUCGCCUUACGAGGAGCAGGGGAAGGAUCUGAAGGGCAUCUUGAUUGGUGGUAGGCACUACGGUGGUAGCCCUGCGAUGGACAACGCAGCAUCGGGAGAGGACGCUGCACCUCGCCAGCAUGGCUUCAUGUCUGCACUCGUGGCCGGUGCUCCUCAUCGCGGUCGCUCCGACUCCCAAGGGCUCGGCCUCACGGGACUCGACCUCGAUGGCGACACGCCCGAUUCGGACGACCCGUACCGCGGCACAGGCACAGCGCCAUCACGCAGCCACUUGAGCAUGCGCAGCAAAGAGAGCUGGGAGGAGGAUCUCUUCUACUCUUCGACGGAAGCCGCAGCUCGUGGAGUGCCCAUCAGCGGCCACCAGCAGCACCAGCACGGCAAUGCCCUCGCUCCCGUCAUUGAGGUGGACGAGGUGCCGACUCGCCGCGGUGGUAGCGACAGCAGCAUGAGUGGGCGUGGUCGUCAUUUGCGCGUCUCGAGUCGCUCCAAUCCGAUGCGCCACCGCAGCGGGCACAGCAAGAAUUCGCCCUCCUUCGUUGCGUCAGACACCUUCGACACUCCUGCUGCCGAUGAGAUGCCCACCAAUGAGUCCGACCCCUACGUCAUUGGAACGGCGCAGCGUGUAGACGUACGCACGCUCGCCAGGCAAGGGUCAGUGCAGAGUCGUCGCCCCGAUGUCACUCGUGGCCACCACCACUCAAGGAGCAUGCACCUCGAAGAUCCGAGCGGUGCCUUUGAGGAUGCGGAGGACGAGGUCGGCCAGAUGGUCGGCCAGAACCGUGAGAACAACGCCGUUUCCCCUACCGAGCCUCUCCCUCCUAGCCAUCUGGAAGCCCUCGCACACAUCCAAUACCCGCAGGCAGUGCAAGCUCACUCCCCUCGUCCUCCCUCCUUCUUCGGUGGCUCGAGCAUCGCGUCCAACAUUCGACCAGAGGACACCAUGCGUGCCGUAGCCACUCCUCCGCGCCAGCAGCACCAAGCCCCACGCACGCCCGCCGGCGCCCUUGGCUCUCCACAACGUCCCACCUCCCGCUCCGGGUUCGUCGAACACCUCGAGGCUAACGUCUCCAUGGGCGAGCGUAUCCGUAUCAAGCUCACUCCACCAGGCGGAGCAGCAAUGAUGGGUGGCGCUCCCGGCUCUCCGGGCAAGCGCUCCAACCGUCGCGGCAAGUACGUCCCGGUCCUGGACGAUGCGAGCAUGCAAGCGCACGGUACGUGGCCCAUCUGGCUGAGCGAGUGGCUCCACUGGGAUGCGGGCAUGUUCGAGCUUAGCGGUGAGGUUCCCGUGGACUUUGAGUUGCCCGAGCUCCACUUGGCGCUCGUACAUCGACGCCAGGGGACCGAUGUCGCGACGGGGGCGAUGGGCACCCCGGGUAGCAGUAACGGAAGCUCAGGCAGCAGCUCUCAGCAGCAUGCGCCGAGCGCCGCAACUGGCCACCGUCGUCAGGGUAGUCAGGACUCAGCAAUUACCGCCGUGGAAGACGAGGUGGUGAUUCGAUUGACGUUGUUCAUCGACUGGCCCGUGGAUCCGACGGGAUCGGGGAAUCACAUCGCGCUGAGGAGAGGCGAGGCGGCUGGGACUGCAUUCUGAGCGAACGCUCAGCCGUAGAGGGAUGGUAGGCUUAGUCUGGCUGCGCAUCGCGCCGACGGCCUGCGUGCCUUUCCCUUGCCUUC
Molecule: messenger RNA, 3727 nt
Organism: Jaminaea rosea
Lineage: Eukaryota; Fungi; Basidiomycota; Exobasidiomycetes; Microstromatales
Exons: 2
Coding region: 306-3644 (1112 amino acids)
Cellular component (GO): membrane
Molecular function (GO): calcium ion binding
Source: RefSeq, a predicted model, not a curated record